AUGGUCAAAGUUCUUCUCACCGGCGCCACAGGCAGCAUUGGUGGUGCUGUGCUAGAACAAUGCCUCGCCCAUCCUGAUAUCAGCACUGUGGUUGCAUUUGCGAGACGAAAGCUGCCCGAUAAAUUUACUUCAGAUCCAAAGCUACAUGUCGAAAUAAUGAAGGAUUUCUCAAUUUGGUCAGAAGAGCUCCUUGGUCCUCAUAGAGAUGCUGCGGCGAUGAUCUGGGCUAUGGGGGAUUAUGUAGGAAGUGAAAAUGUCACUCUCCAGUAUCCCCUUGCCUUCCAAAAUGCGUUUAUCAAUAUUCGCACUCAGUCCUCCAGCGGGGAGAAACUCCCGUUUAUCCAUGUUCAUCUUAGUGGGAAAUUGUCGGUGCAGGACCAGUCUCAAAGCCUAUACUUUAUGCAAAACUCAAGGAAACUAAAGGUCUGGAAGACUGUCUACAACUAUGAAGAACGAAAGCUUGCAGAGAGGUACAGGCCUUGGUUUCAUUUGUAUGUUGUACGGCCGGGCGGUGUGCUUCGCGACAAAGGAUGGACUGCAAGUCUACAGGAGCUCGUAAUGGGAAGAUCCUGGAGUGUGCGGGCCAGGGAACUCAGUGCAUACAUGGUUUAUCUUGCACUAGGAGGAGAAGAGUCGGGCGCUGUGAUCAUGAACGAACGGAUCGUCGAGAAGGGCAGAGAGCUGGUGGGACUCUACGCCUGGGCAUAG
Messenger RNA from Clonostachys rhizophaga, 708 nucleotides. The record is from the annotation of a GenBank genome assembly. NCBI's taxonomy places the organism in Eukaryota, Fungi, Ascomycota, Sordariomycetes, Hypocreales, Bionectriaceae.